Messenger RNA from Meira miltonrushii, 612 nucleotides. RefSeq names its product OPT superfamily oligopeptide transporter. The record is from RefSeq and is a predicted model, not a curated record. Gene Ontology annotation, molecular function: oligopeptide transmembrane transporter activity. The transcript has a single exon. Bases 1 to 612 code for a protein of 203 amino acids. NCBI's taxonomy places the organism in Eukaryota, Fungi, Basidiomycota, Exobasidiomycetes, Exobasidiales, Brachybasidiaceae. Gene Ontology annotation, biological process: transmembrane transport.
AUGCUCGCCACACAAACGUUAUCGGUAGUCUUUGGCUCGUUUAUCAAUUACGCCGUGAUGAUCUCGGUAAUCAACAAUCAACGCGAUGUUCUUCUGACUAAUAACGGCUCUGGACAAUGGUCAGGGCAAUAUUUUAGCUCGGUAAAUACACAGGCAACCGUUUGGGCACUCUCGAAAGAAUUAUAUCAUGUUGGAAAACCAUAUGUGAUAGUUCCAAUCGGUCUUGCAAUCGGCUUCCUUGCCGUCUGCUUGCAUCGUGUUAUCACUCAUUUCAAGCCAAAGAUUGGUAAACUUGAUUUACGGGAUGUGAAUCUACCAAUUAUUUUCCAAUACAGCGGUUGGUUUGCAUACAAUCAAACUCAAAGUUGCAUUAUGCUAACAACCGUUUUCUUGGGUGUAUUCAUUCAAUACUACCUCAGAAAUUACAAACUCAAAAUCUUUAAACGAUACAGCUAUAUUGUCGCUGCAGGAUUGGAUGGCGGUACUCUUCUUACCAUUUUCAUUCUUUCGUUUGCCGUCUUUGGUACUGCUGGACCAGCAAAACCUUUCCCUACAUGGGCUGGAAAUCCAGCAGACUAUCCUGAUCGCUGUCCAGACCCUUCAUCUUCGUAA